This is a messenger RNA of Solanum pennellii, 518 nucleotides long. Its product is annotated as zinc finger CCCH domain-containing protein 15 homolog. NCBI's taxonomy places the organism in Eukaryota, Viridiplantae, Streptophyta, Magnoliopsida, Solanales, Solanaceae. The coding region runs from base 61 to 294 and encodes 77 amino acids. The transcript has 2 exons. The record is from RefSeq and is a predicted model, not a curated record.
CCGAAAAUAGAGGAAAUAAUUGUUCUUCAAUUGAAGAAAGGGAAAAUAUUGGGGAAAAGAAUGGGAGAAGAAGCAAAAGAUGGUGAAGCAGAAUCAAUUCAAAACCCUAAUUCAAAUCGCAUUACACAAACCCAAUUUCUCUCAUGGAAGCGCCAAAAGGACGCGGAUGCAUUAGCUAGAAAGGCUGAAGUCGCAAGAAAGCGUGCAGAGGAUAUAGCUGCAGGGGCAGUGCAAAUGAAUGGUCGUGAACUUUUCUUGCACGAGCCAUGGGUCUUCGAUAACUCCCUUUACUAAUGUUGUUCUUCCGGUAAAAAUAUCUUCCAGUGUAAUUCUAAUAACAUAGUUAUUGUUAAGACAAUGAAAUUAUGAAUUUUUAUAUUUUUUUUUGUGUAAUGCCCACAGAAAUGUGGCUUUGAAACAAAAAAAAAUUCUGAAUUUUUUUAUGAGGACCUCCGUAAUGAGUAGGAGAAACAUUAUGUAUAGUUCCACCAUUUCUUUAAGGCCUAUUUUUACAUUUA